GGAGAUGGGAGGGUAGGUAGAUAGGUAUGUACGUGGGAUGGACAUGUGGGAGGGGAAGAGGAAUCAGUUUACAAAACUACAGGUGUGACAUGGAGACUCGCGGUCUGUCCGAGACGUGAGUGGCAAGCGAGGGCCCACACAUUCUCGUCGCAGCGCCCCCUACAGCAGCGAGCGGAGUGGCUCACUGAACACAAUCGGCGCGCGCAGGGGAGCUCGGCGAGCCUAACGCUGGCGCACAGGGCGAGCCGAGACUGCAGCAAAGGCUUGUGAUAGAGCUCUCGGCUGUCCCAAACACCACUGCCGCCACAAGAAAGCUUCGCUCGGGUGGUGGCGGUGGUAGUAGUGGGAGGGACGGGUUGCCCACCACAUGGCAGGACGUUGCGAGUUCGGGAGGAUCUCACGUAGACAGCGGACGAGGUGACAUUUAGCGAUGUCACUGCCGACGAGUGCUGGCCAGUCCCGUUGCUACUGUUGCUGAAGGAAGUAGUUACUCCGUGGGUAGGUGUGUGGGUGAGUGCGAGCCAACGGAUUACUCGCUGAACUCUCGGAACCUUUCGGUGGUACCAGCAUGGGAACAGUACUGCGCUCCCCCCCCCCCACUUGUUGUUGUAACGGUGAGUAGACUUGUGUAAGUCUCUCAGCAGCUCCACGGUUUGUUUACACAAGGAAGGGCGGGAGGGACUGAGACAGAAGAUGAGCAUUAUGUGUUCCUGGACUUCAAGUGUUUGGACUUGACUGGUCUGUUGUCUGUGCGACUGGACGAUGAGAUGACCAGACGGUCGUCGGUUGUGUUGACUAUCUGGUGACUUGAUCGUCGUUGUCUCUGACGGGGGUCGUCUGCUGUGACGUAGGUGCAGAAGGACUCAGAUGUUACCUAUACACUUAUGCAGAAUGGGACAAAACCGACUGGACUACCUUUAUGGGGUAUGACCAUCAGUUUGAAGAAGCGGCCGUAGGUGUGUUUGUUUGAAAAGAGAGAAAAAGGUUUGGCUCGUACCAUGUGGAUGUCAAAGGCUAAAGCGAUGACAACUUCAAGCACUCUGGCGUCAUUACCGUAGGUGUGGCGUCAGCGGUGUUGGUGGUGGGGAGGCGUCGGUCUUCUCGUCACCCCUUGGUCUGUCUACUAGAGGAUGCGGCUUGUGAUCCUCAUCAUGACAGGUAUCGGCUUCACGCUUGGCUUGCUCUGUGGUCUCCUGCUGCAGCUGCCUGCAGACGGCCUGCCCGCCAGCGACAAGGUCCGCAGCGACGACCUGGACGUCGUUGAACUACAAGGUCAAGGUCAGCAUCCUCGUCACCAACGAGACACGCUGUCCUUACUGUCUUCUUCGUCGGACAUCCCUUCCGCUCAGUCCGGUUCGCUCGAGUCGCACCGGAAGAGCCCGGGGAAGGUCGUCGGUGAUUCAGCCAACGACUUGGUGGACAACUCUAACGAUUUUUCGGCAGGAAAGGGAGCAGUGCAAAAACAACUGCUGGUGUCAGGAGUCGAAAGUGAAAAGAAACGUGGUAAUGUCACUAACCAGAUUUUGGGAGUCGUGACAAAAGAUUACAAUGGGGAGGAACGAAGGUGGGAGACAGGAGGUGCCGAAGGAAAGAAGGGGUCAUCGGAGCUGACGAGAGAACAGCCAGGCUCUGCUCCAUGGACCGGAAGCAACGGUGAUAAUAGUGGUGCUCAACCGUCCUCGGAACCCAUCACCGCUUUCAGCAUUCGCUUAAAAAACAGCGGAGGGCGGAUGUUGGUGGAGACAGCUAUCCCCAUCGAGCGGAAUGGUCGACCCUUGUCUGAUGAGGUGAAGGGUGCUGGCGCGAGGGCAGCAAACACUGAGACAAAGAGCAGCAGAGGAGGGCUAGAUGGCAUUGUGUCCGGGGUUCUGUGGUCGCCGCAACUAGAAGCCUCGUGCCCGAAAGGGUUUGAGCACGAUGCCACGGCGGCGUGGAAGAAGAAGUCGCUGGGGAUGCAGGUCGUCCGGGUGGAGGAGGGCUGCGGUCGCAUGCAGAACCGCCUGAUCACCUUCCGCGACUCGACCAAAGCCUGCGCCCGGUACCGCCUGAACACGGACCAGAUCCAAGGGGAGAUCUUCUCUUACUACCUGGCGCGGCUCCUGAAUGUCACCAAUCUACCCCCUGCCCUCCUUCUACCUGUAGACUCCCUGAACGACAAGUGGAAGGCCGUGCACUUGGAUCUUUCGUUGGCGCAGUGGGCGGACGGCCGCGUGGUGGUUCUCACGCAGUGGCUGGACGACUUGAACCCCUCGUACAUCCCCACGGAGCUGCGUGAGGACAACCGGAAGCUGCAUCCGACAACGGAGAUUCUUGGCGGGAGGUCGAAGGAAGAGUUGUGCGACCUCCUGCAGUGGUCGGAUCUGGUGAUUUUCGACUACCUGACCGCCAACCUGGAUCGUAUCGUCAACAACAUGUUCAACAAACAGUGGAACGCCGAGAUGAUGAACAACCCGGCGCACAACCUGGAGCGGACGAAGGCUGGAAGCCUGGUCUUUCUGGACAACGAGUCCGGGUUGUUCCACGGGUACCGGCUGCUGGACAAGUACAGCGGCUUCCACGAGGCUCUGCUAGCCUCACUGUGUGUGUUCAGAGACAGUACUGUCCGCGCCGUGAAGGUCCUGCACAAGUCCAAGAGUGUGGGAGCGGAACUCAAGAAACUGUUCAUGGAGGGCGAAGUGCACCACAAACGCUUGCCCACCAUCCCUGAAAAAAAUGUUCAGAUUCUUCAGGACAGGCUGGCAAAUGUUUAUGACCAGAUUAUCCGCUGUGAGCAAUUAUACGGUCGGUAGUAAGAUGCUGGUGUGAAUGGGGGUGGAUGAGUGAGUCGAUUUUGAGUGUGAUUUGUGUGCUUGUGUGUGUGUGAGUGAGCGUGACUGCGUGUCAGUUGUAUCUCUGUUGAUACUUCGAGAACAGAAACUGAUAUCCAAUGACAAAUCUUUUGUAUAGAAUUCUAAGUACAAAAUUACUCGCCGUGUGCGAGGGGAAAAGGAGGACCCAACAGUCCAAUGCUGUGAUUCUAACAGUUUUGUCUACCAACGAGUAGACAGUUUCCACGGGAAUGGCCUGCACUGAUCAUGUGUUCUACUCCUGUGCUGGAGCGUGAAAUAUUAUCAUCUUGCCUGGGUUGCCUACAUCCAGUCAUCUGCACGCUGCUUAGAGUGCGAGUUGCUUGGCCUUUCUCUGCCCUGGCAGCCCUAUGUGAUUCAUAUGUGUGUGUUCGUUUUGUAUCAUGUGAUCUUAUAUAAUUGACGAAUGUAAAUGAACAGAUUGUCAGCGUUACCCAUCUUCAGACAUAUUGUUUUCACUGACUUUUCCUUCCUGGCUCAAUGAGGGAGGGAAAGAGGAUAGAGAGAGCUUUACUUCAGUUUUCUGUCGUGACCAGAAGACAAGUCGGUGCAAAGGAAACAAAAAAAGAAAUAAUUUCACUCUAGUCAGAUCUUUUUAUAAUGUUGUAUGAAUAUUGACAAGUCAUGAAAACUCUUUCAUGGCAGACUUAAGAUGCGAUCGCCUUGCGUAAUGAGGCAGUGGGUUGGCUAUAAAACAGAAUAUAAUCAUUUCGAAAAUAGAAUAAUAACAGUUCAGAUUUUCCGUGUUUUUAUAAUUACACCCAAUUCUUUGUCGCUCUGUCUUGUAUCUGUUAUCUCCACUGACGUCUGUAAAGUUUACCCAAGGAUAAGGACACGAGGAGAAGCAGAGCACGCAACAAAGAAAUUGUAUAACAAUCAGGUUUUUGUAGCGGGUGUGUCCAGCAGCAUGUUCUACCCCAGGUAUCAUCGUCUGCAAACAUUUAGUUGUCUAUGAUGAUACAACUUCCCCCGUUCUCUCCCCCAGCCUCUUCCAGCUUGGCAAUAGAAAGAGACUUUUGGUGUUUGAGCGUUCAGUCGUCAAAGCUGUCGGAGGUUAUGAACUGUAAUGUGAAUGUGAUAUUGCUUUGUGGGGGUGAAGACAGGUUUGACAGGUUGCAGUGGCAAAGUUGUGAGAAGGUGGGAGGUCCAGGAGGAGUUGAGGACUAAUUACAUGAUAAUGACAGAGCUUAGAUUAUUUUUUAUUUUUUUUUGGUAAAGAUCACCUGAAGGAGAUAAGGAGAAAUCUUGGGGUAGAUAGGGGGUAUAUUUCUUCGAGUUGGAGGAAGUGUAGGAGGGCGGGGUGACAAAAAGACUAAGGCACAAGCGUGGUUGCUGCAGACUAGUUAUCUAGUAAAAAGCGAGCUACCCGCUAGAAACCCACCCGUGGCAGGUCAUACCAGCGUUGUCGCUGUUUCGAGGACUUGUUUUGUCCCACCUUUGCCUAGCAAGGGCUCGGGUUGUCGCCAUGAGUAUCGUAAUCCCCGGAUGGACGUGUACUGCUCGCAUCCACCGAGGAAUUCUCACGACAAGGAAUGGCACAGGUGACCAAAACCCUCUUCCCCAGCGCGAAGGGACGUUACUCACCAACCCUACCCUCCCACACCCUCUUCUCUUUCUCUUACGUCUUCUCCUUGAUCUUUGUUUGUUCAAAACAGGAAAAUGGGACAACUUGUCAGUACUUUACCCACCCCUGAGGUGUUAGUCCUUACACACUUCUUCUCUGGCGUAUUUGCUGUUCUAAUCUCCUGAAGUUGGGAAAAAAACUAGGCGAGGGGAGAAAAAAUAUUAUUCUUUGAGGACCUCACUCCCAACAGAAGCAGGUGGUCAUAACAUAUGUACUGAUGUCUUUUUUAGAUACUGUUUUAUCUGUCAUACUAGCUUUGAAGUUUUGGGUGGUCUGUUUGAGAAUGUCGGUGUCGCUGAGGACGCAAAGAGAUUAAGAGGAAACCUAUGUAGCGGCAGUGGAACAAGUGUCUUUAUCACUAAGGAUGCUUGGCAAUGACGAUAACCGGAGCAUGGUUCGGUGCUGCCACAAUACAGGUCCUGUACCAGCGAAUUUUUCAGAUUUUUCAGAUUGUGGGAAAGUUAAUAAGUUUGAACAUAGCUGAAGUUACCAUAAUGAUUUCUCGACAUUAUUUUCUUUUUUAAGAGGGUCUGGGGUAAUUUCUCCACACUUGCCCCUCUCCUUGCGAUGGUUUAGAACAGAGUUACAUGGCGGGUUAUGGAUCGUGUUAGAUGUCAUCUUAAAGGACUGAUUUGAAGAAACCUUGUUUGAAGAAACAGCAAUUGACAGCCAUUAAGCAAAGACAGGAAACAGCCGACACACGUGAUAAGAUUGCGAAUGCGCAGAAAACCGGAAGUGCAUCAGGUCCACAAUCAGCCUCGUGCAUGGAGUGGAAAGGGUUCAAGAUAGUCUAUGCGUGCAUUUAGCGGCUAGCACGUGUGUUACACUUAACAUAAUGCCUUGACCGUUAUUUAAAAACCAUCCUGAUUGGCUACAUCUGGUCUCACUUUGUAGUUUCACAUCUUACACCUUGUCUUCUUUACCUGACAGCUUGUAAGAGAGUCAUAAGCAAAUGAAAGACAGAAGACAAGAGUUGUUUGGAGUAGGCAGGCGGGCUGGGAAAGUCUAUACUAAAGUAUAAGAGAGCAAUGAAUCCCCUGUAAAAUGUCUCUUUUAAUGAUGGAAACCUUUCAAGAACCAGUUGCAGCCAUAAGGGGCCUAAAUUAACUCAAAAGCUUUGGUUCAUAAAUCGCAUGAGACGAUGAGUGGCAGAACUGUAUUUGAAUCAGUUUAGCAACUUUUUGGAAUCGAAGCAAGGAAAUUUAUUUAUUUCUUUUCAUUGAUAUAUUUUAUACAGUUUUGGACUUAAAUUAAAUAUAACAGCAAACAGCUAUUUUGUCUUACAGCAAAAAUUUCAUUCCCGUUAAGUGAAUUUAUUCUGGGCUUUUGUCGAGGGUUUAUCAGAGACUGAAUACAACUAGUUUACAAAUAUCUUCCAAGUAAAAACAAAGUAUGAGUGUUUUAGCACAUAACAGCAGAUGGAAAGGACAUAACGAGUACCUCGCCUUAGAAAAGAUUUUAUUUGAAAAAUUGCAUGUAGUUUUUUCACAAAAAUGCUCCUUAGCAUAUAAAGGUUGGGUGAUUGAUGUUUGAUUUACAAAAUUGUUAGCGUCUAGAGAAAAUAGUGAAAAUUUAAAACAACAUGGUGGUUGUGAUCUUGUCCAUAAUUGUAGUCACCACAUUCACAUUUGUUCUUCUGUUCUUUCGUCUAGACUGGUUUAUUUCUGGCUGCUUCUAGAUUCAAAGAAAGGUGUUAGCUACAAAAUGGAUGGCUUGAACACGCACCCAGUCACACACUUCCUGUGCUGCUGACAGCGGGCUAGAAUGGGUGUCAUCAAUUUUUAUAAUUACUCUUUCAACCACGAGAAAAGUUCUAUCAAAUUCCGAACCGUCAUUUCUGAAUAACAAGGCAGCGACUGGGUGAGACAAGAAGGGAGGUUAAUCAGUCUGCACAAACUAGAAAGAUGGCGCCAGCUGCUGACGUCACAGCGGACGAAAAUGUCGCUUGGCACGUCAUUAAGUUUCCCCAACGAUAAAAUUCAGCGCUGGUCUCUUGGGCCGUGAUGAAUCGAAUUACCACACACAUUUAAAAAAAAUAUCACAUGAUAAAAAGAAAUAAAUUAUCUCGCGUUUUUAUUUCCUUUUCUAAGCGCCUAAGCGACCUGAAAUGAACUGAAGGAAAGAAAAGAAGACAAAUAGAAGCAUAGGCUUGCUCGCGAUAAGCAGAGAAUGUCCGAGUGUAUCAAAAGGUUAUCGAACAUUGUCCUAUCAGGUGGGCCUGUCAGCUUUUUUGUCUCUGUGCAAAUACAGACUGAGUCGUGAGCGGAGGUCAGGCUGGAGGAGUGAGUCCGGGGCGACACCGUGUCGCGAGCUCGGCGACCGUUAUCUAGGAAACGUAAUCAGUCCCAUUUCAUUGGCAGGUCGGCGAUUGAAGUGUUAAUGGUUCGUUCAUAGACAUGGCUUUGUACGAGUGUUCACCACCACUCCCCUCCUUGGCCGUUACACCACCGGUUGAUUGAUGGGUCAGGGAGUCAAGUUAAAGAACUGUUUCGUUUCUUUCUGGAAACUUUCCUGACCAGAAUAUUGCUCGCUGGGGACCAUGACAAAUUGCGUUCGGUUUGAUUACUUCGUCAUUUGUGGGGAGGAGGGAGAGAAAGAACACACUGCAGGAUUGUCGAAAAAAGUUAUUUUGCUGCUAGUUAAAAAUUGCUUUUAUCGAUGUUUUUAUCAGUCUUGCUGGAAUGCCCUCUGCGUGGUCCAGAGAUAGUAAUUUAGCGCAGCUCUCCAGUUGAAGUUAAAGAUAUUUACAAAACACAGAAAAGUAAAAUUCACAAUUAUAUAUACUUUAAAUUUUUUUUAAUGAACAAGGUAUACAUACAUAACAGAGGACAACAAAUUCAUAAUAUCACAGCACCGAAAUGCCGAGGCAAAGAGGUGGGGAAAGGUUAGGUUAAACACUUGGUUUGAAGAAGUGCUCUUGAUGAUCAGCCAAAAAGUAAGCGACAAGGCUGACCUCGAUCAUCACCUAACAUCGCUCGUCAUUGCUUAACACCUCUCGACGCUGCCUCAACGAGAGUAGUGCAAGCGUUGGUGCAAGGAUUUCUCCUGCUUUCCGCUUGGUUAGCCAGGCUUUGCUGUCGAGUGAACCCAUGCAUGAUUGCGCACUGGAAUUGGCAUCAGGCACUCAAAAAAAAAAAACAAAAAAAAAAUCCCACACAACAGGGCGUAGCGGUCGCAAGUAAGGGUGACGGAAUAGUGAACACAGUGGAAUCGAACACGUGAUGUCAGGAUUUUAGCUUCUAAGUUGGUGGUCAGAAAGAUUUCUCCCCCCACGAUCACCAACGAAAGAUAAGAGAAGAUAGACGAUUCUUUAAUAACAAACAGUCUAUGUAACAUGUCUAACACUGGCCUGCCUUUAGCUACUGCGUGUCUUAUGCUUGGGAAAUGUCGAAGAAAAAAGAUGUGACAGGAGUUUUAUUUUAUUUUAUUUUAUUUUUCUAUAAGACGAGAGUCAUUAGCGUGGAAUGUCUCAACCACGCCGGCAUGGAAAGCAGUGGGUCCGGAGGAAGCUGUCAAAUCUUCUUGAGCCUCUCUAUGCACUUUUUCGCAUCCUCAAAUAUCCGGUGACCAGGGCAUGAAAGUUGAGACUUUUCCACGACUGACAGAAUUUCCUGGAGGUGGCAGUGACAGCAGGGUUAUGGUGACCUGUCGGAGGUGUGUGAUGGGGAAAGGAGGUCUUGCUGUGGACGUCAGAAUGUACAAAUAUUUCUUGAUGUGAAGAUGGUUGUGGGAUGCGUGGUGGUUACAAUCUUUAAUCUUCUAAAAUACAUUUUAAUUCUGUGCUUUGUUGAAAGCUUUUGGUAACUUUGAAAAAAAAGUAAAAUGGAAAGCCAAAAUUUAUUAUUUUUUUAUUUUAUUACUCUUGAUUGAUGGCACACCCUGCUAUCAGGUCACGACAGAAAACUUUCAUAUCAUUAACAGAAAAUUUUUGCGACUGUUCUGAACUCUCAUUCUACAUCAUUUGAAUCGCCUUCGGUCCAUGUGUACUGUUUUAAGAAGUGUGACUUCUGUUCACAUUCUCUGCCUUAAAUACUUGUGAAGUGCGUGGAAACCAAGAUGUCAUGCCUGAUAUAUUACUGAUCACGAUUCAUCAUAUAUUUGGUGGACUGAUGACAGGUGAAGUGUCUUCUUGACGCCUUAAAACAAACUUGAGACAUUCCUAGCAGUAAUUUAUUGCCCUUCUUGAAAACUCCUGUGAGUCUUGCUCCAGCGUGUGUUGCCAUGUGUAUGUGAGGAAUGAAAACGAGGCUGCGUGUCACUAGUUUCUUUUUUGUUUUUGAUGGAGUUUUUUUUUUAAUUAUUAGAGGGAGAGAGAGCUGAGAAUAUCUCCCAGACAAAUAUAGUGAGUGUGUGUUUGCAUGUUUUGUGUGUCCCUCUUCUGGUACUGAUUAUUGCCUAUACAAUUUGAAUAUCACAUGAUAUUGUUGACAAAUUAAUGACGUAUUAUACUGUUUUCAUGGAAUGCGGAAAAUUAAAAAAGUGAACGAAGAAUGA
Molecule: messenger RNA, 8964 nt
Organism: Pomacea canaliculata
Lineage: Eukaryota; Metazoa; Mollusca; Gastropoda; Architaenioglossa; Ampullariidae
Product: four-jointed box protein 1-like
Exons: 2
Coding region: 1131-2789 (552 amino acids)
Biological process (GO): cell-cell signaling
Source: RefSeq, a predicted model, not a curated record